GGCGAAGAAGAAGAAGUUCAAAGUUCACAUUAAAGUUUCCCUCGUGUGGUGCUGUUACGGUGGAGUAAAACCGGAGCUCACGCAUCAGACAACCGCUUGAAACACCCUUUUUUCGGAGGAGACGGUUCACUGAAUAAGUUGUGAUGGCCUCCUACACCUGUAUCAGCUGCCGAGUGGCUUUCGCAGAUGGCGAGGUGCAGCGAGCACACUACAAAACCGACUGGCACCGCUACAACCUGAAGCGCAAGGUGGCCGACAUGCCACCAGUCACCGCUGAAAACUUCCAGGAGCGAGUCCUUGCCCAGCGGGCAGCCGCUGAACAGCAGCUGAACGACACGACGACCGGCGAGGGCUGUGCCAUCUGCAACAAGAAGUUCUCCACCGUCAACGCCUACCAGAACCACCUGCAGUCCCACAAACACCAGCAGGCCGAGAAGCAGGCUCUGCUCGCUGCACAGAGGAAAGUGGAAAAGAUGAACGAGAAGAACCUGGAGAAAGGUCUCGGCGAUGAGAAGGUGGAUCACGACGCCAGGAACGAGGCCCUGCAGCAGGCCCUGAAAGAGCAGCAGAGGCCGAGCCCGGCCAAGCAAGGGACAUCACAAGAAGCAAAAAGGCAGAGGGCGGAGAAGCUGGAGAAACCUCCCAGGAUGAUUUGGUUGGAGGAACAAGCUAAGAGGCGAGAGAAAGAAGACGGAGCCACAGCUGUGGAAGAAGAGUGGGAGGACAUUGACGAGGAUGAAGAUGAUGACGAUGAGAUGGAGGAUGAAGAGGAAGAGGAGACGAUGGAUCAAGAGGAAGGGGACUCGGUGGGUGCGUCUGACCCCCAGCCCGCCGCUCUGCCCGGCUCCAUCCCUGUCACCAACUGCCUGUUCUGCUCCCAUCACUCCAAGUCGCUCAUGAAGAAUGUCGCCCACAUGACCAAAGCCCACAGCUUCUUCAUCCCCGAUGUGGAGUUCCUCGUUGACCUGAAGGGCCUCAUCCGCUACCUCGGAGAGAAGGUCGGUGCUGGAAACGUGUGUUUAUGGUGUAACGAGAAGGGCCGUUCGUUCUACUCGACAGAAGCAGUACAGAGUCACAUGACAGACAAAAGCCACUGUAAGCUCUUCACAGACGGCGACACUGCCCUGGAGUUUGCAGACUUCUACGACUUCAGGAGCAGCUACCCAGACAGGAAGGAGGGAGAGGAUGCUGAAAUGGAAGAAGAAGAAGAGCUGCCGGAUGACAAGAACCUGGAGUACGACGACGAAACGCUGGAGCUGACUCUUCCUUCAGGUGCUAAGAUCGGCCACCGCUCGCUCAUGAGAUACUAUAAACAGCGGUUCGGAGCUCAGAGGGCGGUGGUACUGAGCCACAAUAAGAACGCUGUUGGCAGAGUCCUCCGGCAGUACAAAGCUCUGGGCUGGGGAGGAGAUGGAGGCAACGGCUCCUUAUAUCAGAAACAGAAAGACAUGCAGUAUGUACAGAUGAUGAAGUCAAGAUGGAUGCUGAAGAUGGGCAUGAGCCACAACGCCACCAAGCAGAAGCACUUCAGAGCCCAAGUGAUGUUCUAAGCCGGGACUGGAGGCAAGCCGACAUGGUGCGAUAUGUGACACGGACUGGUGGACUUUAACAUUUAAAAUCUUUGCUAUUUUCCCACCAACAGGACUUGGACUAUUGAAGCAGGUACAGCUGCAAAUGAGUGGCGGCUCCUUGCACAGUGGCAGAAAGAAAAAUCAAACAUGUCAUGCAGCCAUGUUGAUUUGUGGUUUGUAAACUGCUGCAAAAACCUUGAUGGGGAGAACAUUUGCACCACCUUUACUUCUUGGAAUUCUCACAUGAUGAGCAGUUUGAUUACAUUUUCCAAAUUUUAGCCAUCCUUGUGAUGCAGCAUCUCUGCGUGGAAACUGCAGGUCACCUGUGACUCUGCUUGAAAACCGCUUUGGGAUAUGAAUCCAGGUGGAGGCUCUGUCCUCCCAACAACCACUAGUUGGAGAUUAAAGGCAUGAUCACAUUUCUAAGUUCAUUUUAAACUGCAUGGAUCGGGUAAAAGCUGCAGUUGAUCACUAUCAAGGAGGUGGUUUUACUAUUUUGGACUCUUCAGUCACAUAACAUUUUUAAUUUAUCAGAUUACGUCUGUAUAAUUCAGUGUGCCUGUAACACAUCCAACCGAAUAAAUGUUUCAUAUUUAUUGGCUACGUGA
Epinephelus lanceolatus (giant grouper) is the source of this 2179-nucleotide messenger RNA. RefSeq names its product zinc finger protein 622 (gene znf622). Gene Ontology annotation, cellular component: preribosome, large subunit precursor. The record is from RefSeq and is a predicted model, not a curated record. Gene Ontology annotation, biological process: ribosomal large subunit biogenesis. Lineage: Eukaryota; Metazoa; Chordata; Actinopteri; Perciformes; Serranidae. Gene Ontology annotation, molecular function: nucleic acid binding; zinc ion binding.